UGGCCUGCAAGGACUGUACCGCGCCAACCUUUUUUCUGUGCGUGCGAUGUUUUCACUUUCGUCAUUUUGACCGGACCAGUUUGAUUUGACGUCGCUCGCGCACGGACGUGCCUAGGAUUGGACGUUGUGAUUAUCCUCUCUGUGAUCGUAGCGCUGGUGCUUCGGAUAGUUUAAUGUUUUUAUUAUUUGUAUUUUGUGUGAAUAUGGCUGUGAUAAAGUGCUAAUAUGUUUGAUAGUAACCUUCUUUUGAAUUUAUACAAUGAGAUUACUAAUAGAAGUGCGCUACAGUUGGCAAGUGCUGGAAUGAUGGGCGAGGGCCUGCUGACCUUGACGUACGGCAAGCACCACGCCUGCAUCCUGAACGAGGUGGGCGCGGCGUGGCGCGGCGCCAGGUACUCCGACCUGGUGCUGGUCUGCGACGACGCCGUGCCCCUCGCGGCGCACAGAAUCGUCAUGGCCGCUGCUAGUCCUCUCAUCAGGAAAAUCCUCGACGAUACACCAUCAGUCGAGAAUCCGGUCACGAUUCACAUGUCGGGCAUCAACAGCACUCUCAUGAGGCACCUACUUGUUUUUCUCUACAGCGGCCAAGCUUACAUCGAGUCCGGCGAAAUAGAUGAUAUGCAAGAGCUGUUCGAAUUAUUAGAAAUUAAAUCGGACGUGUGGAAAUCAACGAAAGAACGUCAGCAAGCCGAAGAAAGGAAUAGGUCGUGUGAAAGAAAAGCAAAAAACCUCAAAACAGAUAUAAACAGCAAUGAAAGCAGUAAACACGAUGCGCCGUCUGGAUCCUCACAUUCAGAAAGUGAACGGGUCACACCGAGCGCAGGUUACAGUAAAGACAAAGACAAAGGAGACGCAGAAUCGCUAAGUAUAAAAAAAGAAAGUAUGUCAACUAGCAGUAAUGAUGAAAGGGAAGAUGAAGACGGAGAAAACAAAGAAUGUGGCAGAUUGACGGCACGGCGGCGGAGCUCCUCUAAUCCUGUCAAUCUAUCUCUCGCACGAAAUUCAGUAAACACAGGCAGUGAACAUGACGACUCACAAGACGUAGAUGUAGAAACAGUAGCAGCAAAGAAUAUAUCUCGCCGGAGAUCAACUUCAUCAAGUCAAGACGAUCAACCACAAGAAACGGUUUACAGGCGGCAGUUGCUCAAUGAUCGGAUAGGUCGGGGGAUUGAGAGAGCAAAAAGAAAAUCACAUUAUUUGGAACCACCCGAAUUGGAUUUACGUACUGUUAAAUUAGAAGAUUACGCACACCUUAAACCGCCCGAUCAAGAUCUUAUGUCAUUGGUACAGACGUCUCCAGAAAAUUAUGUAGUCACACCACAUCGGAAAAGAAGACCCGGCUUCCAUAAUUCACCUUCGCAAAAUCCCCCGUUUGUUUCAUUUCCACCAAGCUACUUAGAAGAAAUGGCUCACCUACGGUAUACUCAAGUACCGGCUACGGCUGCGGCUGUAGCGGCUAGUCGUCUAGGAGCAUUACAUUCACUAAGCGCAUCAGCACCUCCAUAUUUACCAGAUCGAAGCCUAACACCCCCAACAGCCACACAUGAAGAAGCGUUAAAGUAUAGACCGCCCAGCGCCGGAUCGUGGGGACCAUGGCUCUGUCAACCACAAAUGGGAGGCGAUGAAGCACCAGCGACGGAGCACGACCAAGGAUCAAGUAAACAGGCACCAGUAAGAGAAUAUCGUUGUGAAUAUUGCGGGAAACAAUUCGGCAUGUCUUGGAAUCUCAAAACCCAUCUACGUGUACACACCGGAGAGAAACCGUUCGCUUGUCGUCUCUGCGUUGCUAUGUUCAAACAAAAGGCACAUUUACUGAAACAUUUGUGUUCGGUACAUCGUAACGUGAUAUCGUCAAGUGAAAACGACGGGAGAACUAACACGCCCGGACGGUUUAACUGUUGUUUCUGUCAACUUACCUUUGAAGCAUUACCGGAGCUCAUCAGACAUUUGUCGGGACCACAUAAUAGUUUGCUUCUCAGCAAAAAUUUGCACGAAUGACGGCUAGCUACCUGACGCCUGUUUGUGCGUAAUUUUGGACUUUGAAAAUAUUAUUCUCGAGCAUUCGAGAGUUCAAUUGUGAUAUGUGGUUAAGAAAGGUUAACGUUUAAGUUCUUAGUUUAAGUAAGGCGUGAUAUCGCAGAGCGAUUCGCGUUUUGAAACAUUCGUAAGAAAUUACCGCGGAUGAAUUGUUGAUGUUUAUGUAUGUAAAACUCAUUUUGUUUGCCGAAUGGGUCCAAAUUGUUAUAAUUUGUUUAAAAAUUAUAAUUUCGGGACCAACACCUUCCAAGAUAGUAUUUAUUUUGAGACACGUAUUUGCAUUAGGAUAAAUAUUAUUGUAAAAGCCACCGACACAUUAAUUCUUUAAGCAUAGAAAAUAAACAAAUUUGUCAGAGGAAAGUUGCGAAGUUUGCGUGCCUAGUGCAAUGACGUCACAUGAACUACCUCCUAAGUUAAAUCAUAAUCAUGAUGAAAGCAGUGAUGUCAUCGGUUCAAUUAUUGACUAUACUUUUGACUUUUCUAAAAGAAUAUAGUCGAUAACUCUAGUCAGAAUUGGAACUUUGAAUUUAUAGCAAGAUCCUAUGGCAUACAGUUAUAUUCACAUUGUACAUUCUGCAUGAUUUCACAAGAUAAUAUGAUUUUUUUUACAAAAUUUAAUGAUCCAGUUCCAAUAAAAACUGACUCCGUGUUUCGCAGCUUUUUAAAGACAUUACACAAUCUCAAUCGUAGGUUCUAUGAAUAUAUAUGUAAUUUCUAAAGUAGAGAGAAAAAUGUGUUCGUAAUAGAUUAACUUAUAGAACUCCUUCAUGGGUUUGUGCCGAUUAAUUGCGAUGUGAAUGAGCACCAAAGAUUUGUAAAGCCUUGAGGAUGUUUGGUGUACAAUUAAGAGAAAUUAAAGGGACCUGAAAUGAUUUUGAUUUGUUUAACUAAAUGUGUACCGAUUUUUUUUAAAUAAUCUCAUUUCCAUAGUUUUUAAUUAUUAACGUGCGUAGCAAUUUCGAUUCCACAUUCAACUAUUUUGCGCUUCGAUAUCUUCUUAUUUUUUGAUUAAUUUACUACUUUUAGUGUUUUUUUAAGAAACUUACGGCGUAAUUAUGACUUUUAAUACGCCAACCUUUAAUACUAUUUAGACUUACUUUUCGUGUUGUAUCUUUUCGAAGAUAUGUAAUGUUUUUUUUUUUUAUCGAACUCAUUACUGUGGCCAGUUAUUUUGUACUAUUACCGUAGUGAUCGCUGGAUGAUUUCUUUUGUAAUUAUUUCUUAAGGCUUAUUUUAUGAAUAUUACUUCUAAUUUGAUGCCAAAACAUUAAGAUGCAUCGUUUCUUUUCAAAUCCAGUAAAUUAUUAUAUCCCCUUUCUUAUGAAUUGGUGAACAAAUCUAGAUAUUCUUGUAAUACUCAGUUUCGUAAUCACGCAUUAUUACGUAACAUANUUUUUUUUUUUUUUUUUUUUUUUUUUUUUUUUUUUUUUUUUUUUUUUUUUUUUUUUUUUUUUUUUUUUUUAAUUUGUAACGUCGCUAUUGGCGUGAUUGGGGAACAAUUUAAUUAUAGGAAUUGUGAUUUCGCGAAUAGAACUCCUAUGUGAUAGUAUCUGUUUAUAUCUGUGGGCGAGCGUGUCGAGAACAAGGUCUUCCGUCGCGCUUUCCAAAUCUUGACUUCCUUUUAAAUAUUGUAAAUAUAUUAUUAGUUUGUAAGCUGAACUUACAUGACAAUCGACCUUGCAAUAAUUUUACAGGCAUGCCGUUAUAAAUUCUGAAGUGACAAGCUUUGAUGUUGAAAUAAUAUUUAUUUGCGAAAUAUAUUAAUGACAACUUGGUGGUUUGGUUUAACAAUUUGGUGAAAGUUCUUUUAAAGACCAUCAAUGUUUAGUCUCUCAUUCUCAGUUUUGGUUGCAUUUGCAUCAUAAAUUCAAAUUCAUUUGUGACCAAACAACAUCUUACUAUCUCUGUCGCACGCUUGGGCUUCAAUGACGUCAUAAAACAUUGUGUCUACUUAUCCGGUUUUUUUUAACUCACCCAACCUUUUUAAAACUGUUCUAACUCCUGACUUCGUAUAAGAAUGAAUUUCAGAUAUUCUUGGUAUUUCAACAUAUGUAUUUGUGUAUAUCGAAAAUAGAAACGAAUCAAUUAUUCGACUAAAUCAAGCAUGCGUCUUCAGAAUUGACUCAAUUCUAACAAAGAUACGUAACAAACGUGCCGUUUCAUCUUUAGUUGUAAGUUCGUUGUGAUAAAUCGGUGUCGCUCGAAAUAUAACGUAAUUACAUUCAAUUUAUAUAUCAAUGCAAAUAACUCAAAACCUAAGCCUAUGCUGUGUUUCUUUGACGUUUUCUGUAUAUAAAAAUUUAUUCAUUCGUUUCAUGAAAUUGUAACAGGUUUUGUUUUUUAGAUUCUUGAAAAUUAGUUACCAGAAUGAUGUAAGUCACGUAUAUAUAUGAAACUAAAUGGUGUCAAAUAUUACUAGAAUAGCUAUCGACUUUUUACAUCAGUUAUUCAUCAUCAUAAAGUAUUUGUAAUACUUUUUAUUAAGAACGAAACAGUUUCGCAAAUUUAUAGCUCUUGAAUUAAAUGUCGUGAAUUAUCUAGAACAAAAAAACCACCGAACUUUAAUUUUGAGUACACAAUCGAAGUUUUUCACGUCAUUCAAGUCUGUAUCUGUCUAAUUGAGUCUACCAUAUUCUGCCUAUUGCGUCAUUGCCAAUUAAUUAAUACUCAGCCGAAGUGAAAUACAAUGACUUUAUUAAUUCAAUGAAUCAUUAAUAUUUUCCUAACUUCGGAUAAUGGAGUCUAAUGGAAAAAUGAUAUAAAGAAUUGUUUAAUCUUUCUUUCGUCAUAAUACCAUCAGUUAUCGGAACAGAGCUUAGACUUGUUUUAAAAAUAAAAUCAUUGGAUUUAUUAAUCUCAAUAAUAUAUUUUUAAUACGCUUUUAUUAGCUUCAGACGUAAGUUAGUAUGUAACGGAAUC
Molecule: messenger RNA, 4956 nt
Organism: Bombyx mandarina (wild silkworm)
Lineage: Eukaryota; Metazoa; Arthropoda; Insecta; Lepidoptera; Bombycidae
Gene: ken
Product: zinc finger and BTB domain-containing ken and barbie protein
Biological process (GO): regulation of transcription by RNA polymerase II
Cellular component (GO): nucleus
Molecular function (GO): RNA polymerase II cis-regulatory region sequence-specific DNA binding; protein binding; DNA-binding transcription factor activity
Source: RefSeq, a predicted model, not a curated record